Seminavis robusta is the source of this 303-nucleotide messenger RNA. The record is from the annotation of a GenBank genome assembly. Lineage: Eukaryota; Bacillariophyta; Bacillariophyceae; Naviculales; Naviculaceae.
AUGGCCAACACUUUGGAUGUUAUCAACGUUACCGGGGAAAGUUGCAUUGUUUGUUUUGAUCCAUUCCACAAUGGCGGCGGUGUUGCCGUUUUUCAUUGCAACCACUUCAUCUGUGGUGAAUGUCACGACAACUUGAUGGCUGUGCGAGUUACGGAAACCAACAUGGAUGGAGAAGACAUCUUGAUGGAGGGCAAGAAUGGGGAUGGGUGUCCAACCUGUAGGGGGGAUGAUGAGGUUGUUACCGUCUACCAGGCUCAGAUCUACUGCCACGGAACAGAAGAAGACCCUGUUGUUAUCGAUUAA